UAGCGUAUCACGUGACCAGUUAUGGCGUCCUACUGCUCUGCAACAAGAUCUGGACUGGCCAGCGUCCUGCGACGAGUGUGCGCUUUUGACCCGUGCAGGUCCUCCUCGGCGCUGCGACUGCGUCACCCGCAUAGGCGCUUUUUCUGGAGGAAGUGGAUGAAAUCCCACUCGCACAAUGUCGUUCGGCCAGCUACUGUCAAGCCUGCUUAUGCCGUACCCAAGCACAUUGAACGGCCGGAUUAUGUCGCAAAUGGACUCGUCCCAGAAUGGCCCGACUAUAUUGAACUAAAAAACGCAGAGCAAAUCCAAGGCCUGGCCAGAGCGUGUCGCCUUGCUCGACAUGUGCUGCUGCUUGCCGGACAAAGUCUGAAAGUGGGUAUGACAACAGAUGAAGUCGACUUCAUGGUACAUCAGGAGAUCGUCCGGCACGACGCGUACCCCUCCCCUCUCAGAUACGGAGGCUUCCCAAAAUCCGUUUGUACUUCAGUCAACAACGUGGUGUGUCACGGCAUACCUGACAGUCGGCGACUUCAAGACGGCGACAUUAUCAACGUCGACGUGACUGUGUAUUUGGACGGUUACCACGGCGAUACGUCGGAAACCUUCUUGGUGGGCGAGGUGGAUGAGGUCGGGCGGCGAUUGGUGGAAACGGCCAAGCUUUGCAGAGACCGUGCCAUCGCCGCCUGUAAGCCGGGAGCGCAGCUUUGCGUUAUCGGAAACACCAUCAGCGAAAUAGCUCAGGCUAACGGAUUCCAAGUGUGUCCUUAUUUCAUUGGACAUGGAAUCGGCUCCUACUUUCAUUGCUAUCCUGAAAUCUGGCACCACGCCAACGACAAUGACGUGACCAUGGACGAAGGGAUGACUUUCACAAUCGAGCCCAUUCUGAUGGAGGGGUGCGCGGAGUUUCACAUUCUCAAGGACAAGUGGACGGCUGUGUCUGCAGACGAUAAAAGAUCGGCUCAGUUUGAACACACGGUGGUUAUCACGUAUGACGGAGUGGAAAUUCUCACCGAAUUGCCGGAAGAGGCCCACAAUUGAGGUUUUAGGGCGGAACUGUUUACUUGGACAUACACACACAAGGAAGCGCUAUGUCAAUAAAGAUGAAUUGUCAAAUAAAAAGGA
Syngnathus acus (greater pipefish) is the source of this 1122-nucleotide messenger RNA. RefSeq names its product methionyl aminopeptidase type 1D (mitochondrial) (gene metap1d). The transcript has 10 exons. Gene Ontology annotation, molecular function: metalloaminopeptidase activity. Gene Ontology annotation, biological process: proteolysis. The coding region runs from base 22 to 1038 and encodes 338 amino acids. NCBI's taxonomy places the organism in Eukaryota, Metazoa, Chordata, Actinopteri, Syngnathiformes, Syngnathidae. The record is from RefSeq and is a predicted model, not a curated record.